AAUGCAUAACGGGCAAUAACGGUGGUCAGAGCGUAACAUCGGAGUCAGUAUGGAAUGAGAAACACGUAGUACCCGAUCCUAUUCUACAGACUGUCCGGGUGUAUGUGAUUCCUCUCGCGAGACUCUGGGCUCCCCUCCCCUCCCGGCACACACACAAGAACUAACGUUCCGACAGCAGCAGCCGCCUGGCUCCGCCCCCCUAUUCGCCGCAGCCACCGCCUGUGAGUGUGGGAGCCGCCGCCGCGUUUACAGGAGCAGUGAUUUGUCUCAUGGUGCCGCCACUGCCUUGUCAGAGAUAACGCUGAGUGUCGGUUUGCCCCCCCCCCCCCUCGUUCCUGCUGUAUAACGGACUAGCAGCUCCGCAUUUGCCCUGAGCUGUUUAUCUGUUCCAUUCACUCUGUCACUGGGUCAGUACUCCGGCUAAGUGUUACCGGAUUUCUUUAUCGUGUGCUACGAAGCAGCAUGCUGUGAGGAUGCGAUGGCGCCCUGAGAGCCGGUGCCGGGAGGACAAAGGCGGCGUGUACGGUGUGAGGGAAGAUACUACGCCGCAGGCUCCAGCAUGAACAACAUCAGCAGCAGCGUCACCCCCACAUGCACCAUGGCCACAGCCGCAGGCAGCGACGGAGGCAGCACCGGAGAGGGGCUGGAGGAUGCGGCCAAGGACUCGGCAGACAUCGCUGCCUUCUACAAAUCUGGACCCCAAAGAAAUGACACUUUGAAAGCUGUGGAGGUAUUGCCUAUUUUGAAGGAAAAAGUUGCCUAUUUAUCUGGUGGCAGAGAUAAACGAGGAGGUCCGGUUUUAACAUUUCCAGCACGAAGCAACCAUGAUAGAAUAAGGCAAGAAGAUCUCAGAAGACUCAUAUCUUAUCUAGCCUGUAUUCCUAGUGAAGAGGUUUGCAAGAGAGGUUUCACAGUAAUUGUUGAUAUGCGUGGCUCCAAGUGGGACUCCAUUAAACCAUUGCUGAAGAUUUUACAAGAAUCAUUUCCCUCUUGUAUUCACAUCGCUUUAAUCAUAAAGCCAGAUAAUUUUUGGCAGAAACGAAGAACUAAUUUUGGAAGUUCAAAAUUUGAAUUUGAGACUAACAUGGUGUCUUUAGAAGGCCUUACCAAAGUUGUUGAUCCUUCCCAGCUAACACCAGAAUUUGAUGGCUGCUUGGAAUACAAUCAUGAAGAGUGGAUAGAGAUAAGAGUGGCAUUUGAGGAUUUCAUAAGCAACGCUACUCACAUGCUUUCACGACUGGAGGAGCUGCAGGAGAUGCUUGCUAAUAAGGAGUUGCCCCAGGACUUGGAAGGUGCUAGGAACAUGAUUGAUUCACAUUCACAGUUGAAAAAAAGGGUAACAAAGGCUCCAAUUGAAAACCUUGAUAUAGAAGGACAGAAGCUUCUACAAAGAAUACAAAACAGUGAAAGUUUUCCCAAAAAAAACUCUAGCUCUGGAAAUGCUGACCUACAAAAUUUUUUACCCAAAGUAUCGACAAUGUUAGAUAGACUUCAUUCUACAAGGCAACAUCUUCAUCAAGUUUGGCAUCAUCAGAAGCUGAAACUGGACCAAUGCUUUCAACUCAGAUUAUUUGAGCAGGAUGCUGAGAAGAUGUUUGACUGGAUUGCACAUAACAAAGGUCUGUUUUUGACAAGUUACACAGAUAUUGGCAUUAGUCAUAAUCAAGCUAUGGAACUUCAGACACAGCACAAUCAUUUUGCUAUGAAUUGCAUGAAUGUGUAUGUGAACAUAAACCGUAUCAUGUCAGUUGCCAAUAGGCUUAUGGAAUCUGGACACUAUGCUUCACAACAGAUCAAGCAGAUUGCCAAUCAACUGGAGCAGGAAUGGAAAAUGUUUGCAGCUGCUUUAGAUGAGCGCAGCACAUUGCUAGAUAUGUCUUCUGUAUUUCACCAGAAAGCUGAGCAGUACAUGAGCAAUGUUGAUUCAUGGUGUAAGGCUUGCGGUAAAGUAGAGCUUCCAUCUGAGCUGCAAGAUUUAGAAGAUGCAAUACAUCAUCAUCAAGGAAUUUAUGAGCAUAUCACUGUUGCUUACUCUGAGGUGAGCCAAGAUGGUAAAUCACUGCUUGACAAACUUCAGCGCCCAUUAACUCCUGGCAGCUGCGAUUCACUGACUGCUUCGGCUAACUAUUCAAAGGCAGUACAUCAUGUCUUGGAUGCCAUUCAUGAAGUUCUACACCAUCAACGACAGCUAGAAAAUAUAUGGCAGCACCGCAAAGUUCGAUUACAUCAACGAUUACAACUGUGUGUUUUUCAGCAAGAUGUUCAACAGGUUUUGGAUUGGAUUCAGAACCAUGGUGAAGCAUUUCUUAGUAAGCACACUGGGGUAGGAAAAUCUCUUCACAGAGCAAGAGCAUUGCAGAAACGACACGAGGAUUUUGAGGAAGUUGCACAGAAUACGUACACCAAUGCUGACAAGUUGCUGGAAGCUGCUGAGCAACUGGCACAAACUGGGGAAUGUGACCCAGAAGAAAUAUACCAAGCAGCUCAUCAAUUAGAGGACCGAAUCCAAGAUUUUGUCAGACGGGUUGAGCAGCGAAAGAUUUUAUUAGACAUGUCUGUUUCACUUCACUCACAUGUUAAAGAGUUGUGGACAUGGAUGGAGGACCUACAAAAAGAACUUUUAGAUGAUGUCUAUGCGGAGUCAGUGGAAGCUGUUCAGGAUCUAAUAAAGCGAUUUGGUCAACAACAACAAACAACUCUACAAUUUACAGUAAAUAUUAUAAAAGAAGGAGAAGAUCUCAUCCAACAGCUUAGGGAUUCAGCUAUUUCCAGUAACAAAACUCCACACAACAGUUCUAUCAAUCAUAUUGAAAGUGUUCUUCAACAGUUGGAUGAAGCCCAGUCGCAGAUGGCGGAACUUUUUCAAGAACGAAAAAUAAAACUUGAACUCUUCUUACAGCUGCGAAUAUUUGAAAGAGAUGCUAUUGAUAUCAUUUCAGAUUUGGAGUCCUGGAAUGAUGAACUUUCUCUACAAAUGAAUGAUUUUGACACAGAGGAUCUUACACUUGCAGAACAAAGACUGCAGCAUCAUGCCGACAAAGCUCUUACUAUGAAUAACUUGACAUUUGAUGUCAUUCAUCAAGGGCAAGAACUACUACAGUACGUAAAUGAGGUUCAAACAUCAGGAGUGGAUCUUCUCUGUGAUAGAGAUGUGGAUAUGGCAACACGAGUGCAAGAUUUGCUUGAAUUUCUUCAUGAGAAACAGCAAGAUUUGGAUGUAUCCGCUGAGCAGCACCGCAAACACCUAGAACAGUGUGUGCAGCUCCGCCAUCUUCAAGCUGAAGUGAAACAGGUACUGGGUUGGAUCAGAAAUGGGGAAUCUAUGUUAAAUGCUGGUCUCAUUACAGCCAGUUCACUGCAGGAGGCAGAACAACUACAGCGGGAACAUGAGCAAUUUCAGCACGCAAUAGAGAAAACACACCAGAGUGCCCUACAAGUGCAACAAAAGGCAGAGGCUAUGCUACAAGCCAAUCAUUAUGAUAUGGAUAUGAUAAGGGAUUGUGCUGAAAAAGUGGCAUCACAUUGGCAACAGCUGAUGCUGAAAAUGGAAGAUCGGCUGAAACUUGUGAAUGCCUCUGUGGCCUUUUAUAAAACCUCAGAGCAGGUAUGUAGUGUUUUAGAAAGCCUGGAGCAGGAGUAUAAGCGAGAGGAAGAUUGGUGUGGAGGGGCUGACAAGCUUGGGCCAAACUCUGAAACUGAUCACGUCACUCCCAUGAUUAGCAAGCACCUUGAGCAAAAAGAGGCUUUUCUUAAGGCUUGCACUUUGGCUCGAAGAAAUGCUGAUGUCUUUUUGAAAUACUUGCACAGAAAUAGCGUAAACAUGCCUGGAAUGGUGACACAUGUUAAAGCUCCGGAGCAGCAAGUAAAAAAUAUCUUAAAUGAAUUGUUUCAGAGGGAAAACAGAGUACUACAUUAUUGGACCUUACGGAAAAGGCGACUAGACCACUGCCAACAAUAUGUAGUAUUUGAAAGAAGUGCCAAACAGGCACUUGAAUGGAUCCAUGAUAAUGGAGAAUUUUAUCUCUCUACUCAUACGUCAACAGGCUCUACCAUACAGCAUACUCAAGAGUUAUUAAAAGAGCAUGAAGAGUUUCAAAUCACUGCCAAGCAAACUAAAGAAAGGGUAAAAUUGUUAAUACAGCUAGCUGAUGGUUUUUGUGAAAAGGGACAUGCUCAUUCAUCAGAAAUUAAAAAAUGCAUCAAUGUGGUGGACAAAAGGUAUCGUGACUUUUCUCUGCGCAUGGAAAAUUACAGGACAUGCUUAGAAAAAGCAUUAGGCAUUUAUUCUGAUUCAAGCAAGUCGAGUAAAAGUCUGCAGUUGGACAUAAUUCCAGGCAGCGCACCUGGCUGUGAAGUUAAGCUCCGCGAUGCAACACAUGAGCUCAAUGAGGAGAAAAGGAAAUCUGCUCGCAGAAAAGAGUUCAUUAUGGCUGAGCUUAUUCAAACAGAAAAGACCUAUGUCCGAGAUCUGCGGGAAUGCAUGGAUACAUAUCUGUGGGAAAUGACAAGUGGGGUUGAAGAAAUUCCACAUGGUAUUGUAAAUAAAGAACACAUUAUCUUUGGAAACAUGCAGGACAUUUAUGAGUUUCAUAACAAUGUGUUCCUUAAAGAACUUGAAAAAUAUGAACAAUUACCUGAAGAUGUGGGACACUGUUUUGUCACUUGGGCUGACAAAUUUCAAAUGUAUGUGUCCUAUUGCAAAAAUAAACCUGACUCCACCCAGCUUAUCUUGGACCAAGCAGGACCUUAUUUUGAUGAAAUUCAACACCGUCAUGAAUUGGCAAACUCUAUUUCUUCUUACCUUAUUAAACCUGUACAGCGGAUAACAAAAUACCAGCUUCUCCUGAAGGAGCUCUUGACAUGCUGUGAAGAAGGCAAGGGAGAAAUUAAAGAUGGAUUAGAGGUGAUGCUUAGUGUUCCAAAGAGAGCAAAUGACGCCAUGCACCUAAGCAUGCUAGAAGGUUUUGAGGAAAACAUUGAAACUCAGGGAGAGCUGAUUCUACAGGAAUCCUUUCAGGUUUGGGACCCUAAAACGUUGAUCAGGAAGGGCAGAGAGAGGCAUCUCUUUCUUUUUGAGAUGUCACUUGUCUUCAGUAAAGAGGUCAAAGAUUCCAGUGGAAGAAGCAAAUAUAUUUACAAGAUGAAAUUAUUUACCUCAGAGUUAGGAGUCACAGAACAUGUAGAGGGUGACCCAUGUAAAUUUGCACUUUGGGUUGGCAGAACACCAUCAUCUGACAACAAAAUUGUUCUUAAGGGCUCCAGCAUUGAGAAUAAACAAGAUUGGAUUAAGCAUAUAAGAGAAGUUAUACAAGAUAGAACCAUUCACUUGAGAGGUGCAUUGAAAGAGCCAAUUCAUAUACCGAAGACUGUAUCAACAAAACAGAAAGCAGCCAGAAGAGAUGGAGAAGACCUUGACAGCCAGGGAGAUGGCAGUCAACCUGAUACAAUAUCGAUAGCAUCAAGAACUUCACAAAAUACAUUGGACAGUGAUAAGCUUUCGGGAGGUUGUGAGCUGACAGUGGUCAUUCAUGAUUUUACGGCUUGCAACAGCAAUGAACUGACGAUACGACGAGGACAGACACUGGAGAUUCUUGAGAGGCAGCAUGACAAACCUGAUUGGUGUUUAGUUCGGACUACUGACAAAUCACCGGCAGUAGAGGGUUUAGUUCCUUGCAGUUCAUUGUGCAUUGCACACUCAAGGAGUAGCAUGGAAAUGGAAGGCAUAUUUAAUCAUAAAGACUCAUUUUGUGUUUCUGGUAAUGAUGCUAGUCCACCAGCUUCAUUAAACUCUCUACAACCACAUAUGGUUGGUACUCAGAGCUCACCAGGUCCUAAGCGUCCUGGUAACACAUUGCGGAAAUGGCUAACAAGUCCUGUGAGGCGACUCAGCAGUGGGAAAGCUGAUGGGCAUGUGAAAAAAUUGGCCCAUAAACAGAAGAAAAGCAGAGAGGUGCGCAAGAAUGCAGACUCUAGUUAUCAAAAGGAUUCUGAUGACAGUGCUGCAACACCACAGGAUGAAACUAUUGAAGAGCGAGUACGGAAUGAAGGCCUCAGUAGUGGCACACUUUCCAAAUCCUCCUCAUCUGGCAUGCAGAGUUGUGGAGAAGAAGAAAGUGAGGAAGGACCUGAUGCAGUGCCGCUGCCACCCCCAAUGGCUAUUCAGCAGCACAGCCUUCUUCAGUCUGAUUCCCAAGAUGAUAAGACAUCUAGAUUAUUGGCACGUCCAACUAGUUCUGAAACUCCCAGUGCUGCUGAGCUUGUCAGUGCUAUUGAAGAACUUGUUAAAAGCAAAAUGGCUCUGGAAGAUCGCCCAAGUUUUCUUCAAGUAGACCAAGGUGACAGUAGUAGCCCCUCAUUUAAUCCUUCAGAUACUUCUCUCCUAUCUUCAGCCUCUCCGAUUGAUGAAAUGGAGGAAAAGAAAUCCAGCUCCUUAAAAAGACGACAUUACGUGUUACAGGAAUUAGUCGACACAGAGAGAGAUUACGUGCGAGACCUUGGCUAUGUGAUUGAGGGGUAUAUGGCACUUAUGAAGGAGGAUGGAGUUCCUGAUGAUAUGAAAGGAAAAGAUAAAAUCAUUUUUGGGAAUAUUCAUCAGAUUUAUGACUGGCACAGAGAGUUCUUCCUGGGUGAACUGGAAAAAUGUUUGGAAGAGCCAGAAAGGCUAGCUUCUUUAUUUGUGAAGCAUGAGAGAAGGUUACACAUGUACAUCAUUUACUGCCAAAACAAACCAAAGUCUGAGCAUAUUGUAUCUGAAUACAUUGACACUUAUUUUGAGGACUUGAAACAGCGCUUGGGCCAUCGCCUUCAACUAACAGACUUGUUAAUAAAACCUGUACAAAGAAUUAUGAAAUACCAGCUACUUUUAAAGGAUUUCCUGAAGUACUCCAAAAAAGCGUGUAUGAAUAUUGCAGAAUUGGAGAAAGCUGUUGAAGUCAUGUGUAUCAUCCCGAAACGGUGUAACGACAUGAUGAAUGUUGGACGACUGCAAGGGUUUGACGGCAAAAUUGUAGCUCAAGGAAAGCUUCUGCUUCAGGAUACAUUUCUUGUCAAUGACCAAGACUCAGGACUUCUACCACGCUGCAAAGAAAGGCGGGUCUUCCUUUUUGAACAAAUAGUUAUCUUCAGUGAACCCCUAGAUAAAAAAAGAGGCUAUUCUAUGCCGGGCUUUCUAUUUAAAAAUAGUAUUAAGGUGAAUUCCCUUAGUUUGGAGGAAUGCGUUGAUGGUGAUCCUUGCAAGUUUGCCCUGUUGUCUGCAGACUCCAAUGAAAGGUAUAUUUUGAAUUCUACAUCCCCAGCUGUAAGACAGCUAUGGAUACAUGAAAUCAAUCAAAUCUUGGAGAACCAGCUUAACUUCCUCAAUGCCUUGGCAUCACCAAUUGAAUACCAUAGGAAUCAUACGGGUGGAAAUAAUGGCAACAGUGGCAACAUUGUCACUUCCACCAGCGGUUCUACCAACACAAGUGGGCUGAGUAUCUCUGGCCGAUCCAGACCCUCACGAAUUCCUCAGCCUGUCAGACAUCACUCACCUGUACUGGUUUCCUCUUCCGCUAUGGCAGAGGCAGACAAAUUAUCAGGUAUGUUUGUUCGCAGUGCCUCAGUAUUACCCCUCAACUUCUCAUUAGAUGUUACAAAUAUCAAUACAGACAAGAUUAUCCCAUGUCAAGAGACUGGUGUCAAGGAUAAAGAAUCUUUACCAAAGACAAAAGCACUUGAUGGCAGCAAGAAGCUUUCUAGUGGUUUAACAAAUGGACUUCAAAGAAAAUUGUAUGAGAACAAUGAAGACAGUCGUCUUACAUUAGGGAAACCAGUAAACAGAGCUACAACUUCUCUUAAUUCUCAUGUUUCAUGUAAUUUUGCAUUGUCUUUUGGCAAGGAAGCUUCUACACCCAGCAGCCCACUUCAUAAAGGCUCUUUUUGGAGCUCAGUACAAGUUUCCCCAGCUAGCCGCCCUGGCUCCAUCACUUUUCCUGGGGACAGUGACUCUCUACAACGUAAGAGUUCUCGCCAAUACCCACACAGCAAGGAUUCAGACCGUCUCAGCACCUGCUCCUCAACCAGUGAGCAGUCCGUUCACUCUACUCAGAGUAAUGGGAGUGAAACUAGCAGCAGUAGCAAUAUCUCCACCAUGUUGGUGACGCACGAUUACAUGGCGGUGAAGGAGGAUGAGAUCAAUGUCUACCAAGGAGAGGUGGUUCAAAUUUUGGCGAGUAAUCAGCAGAACAUGUUUCUGGUGUUCCGAGCUGCCACCAAUGAGUGCCCUGCAGCCGAAGGCUGGAUCCCAAGCUACGUCCUAGGCCACACAUGUGCAGUCAUCAGUGAUUUGCCUGAUGGGAAAAUGAAGUGGGUAUUUGGCUAAGAAAGGUAGCAAUAAAUGUUAAUGUUUUAUAUAAGUUGUAUAUGAGUGAUAAUGCAAAAAUUCUGUAUAUAAGUGGUAGCCACCUGUUUUAUUCAAAUAUUCUGAAGAAUUGCAGACAAGCACCUUAUGGAUGUUUCUUGUCUUUUUGCUUAUAUUGAUUUUAUGUAACAUUGCACAGAACUUGCUGUACAACACAGGCAAAUAAAAAUAUAUUUAAAAUGAAA
Pseudophryne corroboree (corroboree frog) is the source of this 8580-nucleotide messenger RNA. RefSeq names its product trio Rho guanine nucleotide exchange factor (gene TRIO). Lineage: Eukaryota; Metazoa; Chordata; Amphibia; Anura; Myobatrachidae. Bases 560 to 8356 code for a protein of 2598 amino acids. Gene Ontology annotation, molecular function: protein binding; guanyl-nucleotide exchange factor activity. Gene Ontology annotation, biological process: axon guidance. Gene Ontology annotation, cellular component: extrinsic component of membrane; cytoplasm. The record is from RefSeq and is a predicted model, not a curated record. The transcript is spliced from 49 exons.